AUUUACAUAUGAUCCUCAUUGUUUGCGAUUUUGCAAAAACCUACUCUCACCAUUAUUGCGACACGAAUAAUCUAUUUAGGAUCAAAUUUACAGCUUACAAGAACAAUCCGCCAAAAUGAGCGGCCCUUUGAAAUUGAAGUUGAGUCUUAAGACAAAUGGAGGAACGAAUCCAUCUUCUGGACCUCCUACACCUACUCCUACCACACCAUCACUUCUCACACCUGGUGGAUCCAAACCGAAAUUAAAAUUCAGCAGCAAACCUGCGACAUCACCACCUCUUCCAUCCAACCCAUCGCAACCAAAACCUACCAAAGCAGGACGAGCACCUAAGCCAACAAAGAAGCUCACGGAAUCGCGCAAGAGAGUUAAAGAAGAAGAUGAUAGUGGCGAAGAAAGUAUCUCCGUUAUACCACGGAAACCCAACAUGCAAGAUGAACCUGCGAAGAAGAAAGUUAAGAUCAGUCUUAAACCCAAAACUCCUUCUAUGGGUGGUAUUCCUGGGCUUCCAAUGCCAAAGACGCCGGUUAUUAUUAAGGCUAAAAUGAAGGGCAAACCGCCCAAACGACCUCUUGGCGAAGGGUACGAUUCUGAAGCCAGUGAUACGGAGAAAGAUCCAUCCAUUGAAGAAUCAUUCAUUUUUCGAAUGCUUCCAGGCGACGAUUGCGACUACUUAAGAACAUGUAUUACCGAGAAAAAGAUUGGAGUUAAUCCAAGAGUUGGAGGAGCAGAUAUUCAAAUGAAAUUCUUCCAAGCAGAAGGAAGACGAGCUGCUGUUACUAUUCGUGGAAAUGUUUAUGCAGCUACUCUUGUCGACUUGCCAUGUAUUAUUGAAGGAAUGAAGAGUUGGGAUAAAAGAGGAUGGUGGAAAAGUACCGAUAUUUGUCAAAUGCUUUGGAUUUAUCAAAAAGUUGCAAAUGAAGAUGAGGCUAAGGCUUGUCCCUUACCCUCAAUUAUCGACCCACAGACUUUCCAAUAUCCACACGGUCUUACCCCUCCUAUGCAUUUAGCACGAAAGAGACGUUUUAGAAAACGUAUUAGCAGGACUGCAAUCGAAGCUGUAGAAGAAGCCGUGGAAAAACUUCUUGAAGAGGAUCGAAAGGCAGUGUCUUCAGAAUAUAAAGUAAUUUCACCAGAAAGAGAACAAAGUAGCCAAGUGUUCAGUCCUGGAAGUUAUGGUGACGAAGGAGAAGGUCAAUACUCAGAAGAUGAAGAUGCCGAAGGCGAAGCCGAUGAUGGUGGUUAUUUCUCUCACAUAAACGGCCAAGGCCAUGAACCUGGUGAUGAAAUGGGCGGAGAUCUCGAAGCCGAUCUCGCAGCAGAAAUGGAAGCCGAAUUAGAAGCCGGAGCAGGUUUUGAGGAUAUAGCCGCAACACCAAUGUCCAUGUCGGGCGUAGCAGCCACACCAAUUCUUCAAGGCGACACACCAGCUCCCAACGAAGAAGACGAUAGCGGCGACGAAUCCAUCGAAGAUGGAGAAAGUGCAGACGAAGGGAGUGAAGCAGAUGAUGUUUCCGAUGAUGAAAAAGCUCGAUUGGCUCAACUUCAGGAAUUGAAGGAAGAUAUUGUCGAUUUGGAAAAACAAAUCGAAGCUCUACAGGCUCAAUUGGCGGCUCAGAAUAAUCCAAUUCUUCGUAGGAGAAUCGAAGAUAAAUCGAGGAAACUUAAAUCGGAAUUGGAAAUUAAAAAAUCGAGUAUUGGAGAAGCGGAGGAUGAUUAGAUGUCUUUCUUUGGGACGUGGGAAUCAGGGAUGGGGGCGAAAGUGUAUAUUAGGCGUCUUUUUUCUUACUUUUCUACACUAGAUUCUGAUGCGGAAUUCAAAGAAUUUUGGCGCUUUGGCUGGUGGUUUGCUAUAAUAGAUCGGUUUGGACAAAUGGAUGGCGUUGCAUUGUAUUGCAUUACAUUACAUUACAUUGGCUUGGAUUGGGUCGGGCUGGGAAAUCGAUGGAUGCAUGAAUGAAUGGAUGGAUGCAUGAAUGAAUGGAUGGAUGCAUGAAUGGAUGGACAGGAAUACCUACCAAUACCCUACCUACCUAUCCUAUACUCUCCCCCUACACAAGUAGUAUCAAAAUAGGAGUUAGGAGGUAAAGGUAAAGGUAAAGAUGUACAGGUCUUUAAAAUUAAAGGUCGGGGAAAGUUUGUGUAUGAGCUAUGAACUAUGUAUAUAUAUACCCAGGUAGGUACUAUUAGAUAGGUAGAAAGAAGAAAGGAAUAAAGUAAGAAAGAAGGG
Molecule: messenger RNA, 2227 nt
Organism: Sclerotinia trifoliorum
Lineage: Eukaryota; Fungi; Ascomycota; Leotiomycetes; Helotiales; Sclerotiniaceae
Source: the annotation of a GenBank genome assembly